AAUAUGAUAAUUUUAGAAAUAUCGAAGAAGUAGGUAAAGGUGGAUUUUCCGUAGUAUAUAAAGCAUCAUAUAUAGCGUCCUUUGGAGCAUAUGAAGAAGUUGCAAUCAAGAUAAUAAAUGAUUCGCAUAAGAAUAAACAACUUUUUUUAAACGAG
Cetraspora pellucida is the source of this 155-nucleotide messenger RNA. The record is from the annotation of a GenBank genome assembly. Lineage: Eukaryota; Fungi; Glomeromycota; Glomeromycetes; Diversisporales; Gigasporaceae.